GGAACGCGUAAUGUUCAUGGUAAACAAACAAACGCCCAUCAAUAUUUCUUUAACGUACUAUUAGAUCUCGCGAUCUCGUAGACCUCGUAUUUUUCAGAUUUAACAUUUAAACAUGGCUGGUGACUCAAUAGAUGGUGCAGCAGUUCUUUCCCGUGCUUUAGUCGACCAGGGUGUGGAGUAUGUAUUUGGAAUCGUUGGGUAUCCAGUCAUCGAGGUGGGUGUGGCAAUGCAGGUUGCAGGGCUCAAGUUUAUAGCUAUGAGGAAUGAGCAAGCUGCCUGUUAUGCUGCUCAAGCUAUUGGAUAUCUGACAGGAAGACCAGGAGUUGUGUUAGUUGUAUCUGGACCUGGGAUGCUUCACACUCUUGGUGGAUUGGCUAAUGCAACUAUCAAUGCUUGGCCUGUCAUUGUAAUAGGAGGAUCAAGUGAUGAAGACCAAGAAGGAACAGGUGCAUUUCAGGAAUGGCCUCAGGUUGAAAGUGCAAGGUUGUAUACCAAGUUUUCUGCAAGACCACCAUCAAUAGAGCAUAUUCCAUUCUUCGUAGAAAAGGCGGUUCGUAUCAGCACCCACGGAAGACCAGGAGCAUGCUAUCUUGAUAUCAAUGGUGAUAUGGUGAAUAGAACGGUGGAAGAGAGUAACGUCAGGUUUUUCCCUAAAGUAGGACCUCCACCCAAGACAUUUGCUGAGGCUUCACAAGUCACUAGAGCUCUGGAAGCUCUCUCACAGGCUAAGAAUCCUUUGGUGAUUGUAGGAAAAGGAGCAGCAUAUGCCUGUGCAGAGGAAGAGGUGCGAGCUUUCUUGGAGCAAACCGGUCUUCCAUUCCUCCCUACACCCAUGGGUAAAGGUGUUAUGCCUGAUGAUCAUAAGCAGUGUGUUAUAGCAGCUCGCUCAAGGUAAGUCCAUGCUCUUAAUUUUUGAACACCAAGAACGAUUUAUUUGACUGAUAAUGAUGAUAAUGAAUGUCCCCACUUGUGUAGGAUUUGCAUGAGAUCAGCAAUUUGUAUGGAAGCGAAACAUGGUCUUUAAUUGAAAAUGAGAUGGGGAAUUUGAGGACUGAGAGAGCAAUGGUGAGAGUGAUGUGUAAUGUGGGGCUGAUGGAUAUGAAGAAGACUGAGGUUUUGAUGCAGAUGGGCAAUUCCAUAAAAUGAUCAACCUGUUUGUACGUCCGACACCCAUUUUUCUCAAGUCUUACUUCACUUCAUAAACUGACCAAGUCAUGGUCAAUUAGAGAACAUUACAGACUGUCGAAAGAACAAAAGAUCAGAGACAAAAAAUUUCAUGAAGGUCCCACAUAUUGGGGGUCGGACGUACAUAUUUAAUGAAAUUGCCCAGAUGUUGGGUUUGGGAGAGAUGAUGGAUCAAAUGACAAAGAUGAACAGAGUAUGUAUGUAUGGGCAUGUGUAGAGGGGGAUGUUGAUCAUAUUUUGAGAAGAGUACUUGAGUUUGAGGUGGCUGGUCAGAUGAAAAGGGGGCGUCUCUAAUGAGAGAAGGCUGGAUUGACUCAGCGAGUGAGUUCUGGAGCAGGAGAGAGUCGUCUCUCUUGCUCCUGCUAUACAGCUCUACACACAGAGACUCGGCCAGACUUCUCUAAACUACUCAAGGCUCUUUCAUCUCUCCAACUUCUCAAGCCUCUCAUCUUGCGAACUUCCUAAGCUUCUCUUCUCUGUAGAUUAAAGUCCAUUUAGUCACUUUAGGACUUCAAUCCUCUCUAAAAGAUACUAUUCUCUAACCUCCACUUUCUCACCUCUCCAUUUCACUUCUACAUCUCCACUUUUCUUAAUCCUUUCUAGGACUUAUACAUAAUGUACCAUAAACCACUUCCACAAAUUU
Messenger RNA from Lytechinus pictus (painted urchin), 1828 nucleotides. RefSeq names its product 2-hydroxyacyl-CoA lyase 1-like. Gene Ontology annotation, cellular component: peroxisome. Bases 113 to 895 code for a protein of 260 amino acids. Gene Ontology annotation, biological process: fatty acid alpha-oxidation. NCBI's taxonomy places the organism in Eukaryota, Metazoa, Echinodermata, Echinoidea, Temnopleuroida, Toxopneustidae. The transcript is spliced from 9 exons. Gene Ontology annotation, molecular function: magnesium ion binding; thiamine pyrophosphate binding. The record is from RefSeq and is a predicted model, not a curated record.